Cotesia congregata is the source of this 1851-nucleotide messenger RNA. The record is from the annotation of a GenBank genome assembly. NCBI's taxonomy places the organism in Eukaryota, Metazoa, Arthropoda, Insecta, Hymenoptera, Braconidae.
AUGAUUUAUCAAGACGGAGAAGCAUUGUUCUGCAAGAACAACGUUUGUGUCCACCCACCAAGCUUGAUGCGCCAGCACUGCGAAGUGAUUCAUCACCCGGGCUACAUGACUGUCGUGUGUAAGCUGGACAAAAACACCAAUUUGCCGAGCCUCCAGCUGAGCUGGAUCCCCAACAGCACCCUCUGCAAGCACCCGACAACUCUGGAGAACAUCACUGCUAAAAAAAUCCAGGGAAAGAUUCAACUAACUGAAGAUUCAACUAACUCUGAUAAAAUAGACGUGUGUCUGGAAGUUAAGGAACCGCUGGACUGCAAGGACUGCGAGCGGAUCUGCUCCGGAGGGACGAAUACGACUCAGUUCUCCAAGGAAGACUCUGCAGAUGGAGAAAAACCGACUAAAGAAAGUAAGGCGCUCACUGAGGAGCCUCGUAGUAUUAAUUUAAGUAAUUUAAGGUCCCGCUCGGUCGAUCACGAGUCUCUGAUUGAUGGAAUCAACGGAAUUGAGCCCAAGAGCAUCAGCAGUAUUUCCCUUAAUUCCUGCUGCAGUCUCUCCAACUCGCUGGACAAUCAAGAUGUUCCUAACUGGAUGCGCACACCCGAGCUCCUGGCGCUACAGCACAAUUUGACCUUUCCGGAAAGCACCACCGCGUCCCCGAUUGCCAUGAGGAGAGCGCUACAGUGCAGGAGAUUUUCUGUGGACUUGAGCCAGAUGAGGAGCUUGAGGCUCUUCUUUGCUGAUCCUGCCUGCACUAGUGGACAGUUGGUUGUUGCUAGCAGGGAGACCCGGGAUGAAUUGCACCCAGAAGAAGGACAAGUACCAAUGAUAACUUCAUUAACCUGGAAGGACUUGUUGAAUGAACGGGGUCAAGUCGAAGACGAUUUGAGUUUGCGCAAAGGAAUAUUCUUCGGUGGACUGGAACCGGCGCUCAGAAAAAUAGUAUGGCCUUUUUUACUUCACUGUUACUCUUACCAAAGUACUUUCGAAGAUCGCGAGCAGAUCGACGAGAUCCGCAGGCAGGAAUAUGCAGAAAUAGAGAAAAUUCGGAGCUCCAUGAACCCUGAGCAGGCCGAACUGUUUUGGAGAAACGUCGUUUGCAUUGUCGAGAAAGAUGUUGUUCGUACUGACCGCGCGAAUCCCUAUUACGCGGGUGAAAAUAAUCCUAAUAUACAAGUUAUGAAAAAUAUUUUACUCAACUAUGCUGUCUAUAAUGCUCAACUUGGAUACACUCAAGGGAUGUCGGAUUUGUUGGCACCAUUGCUUGCUGAAUUGAAUUCUGAAAUUGACGCUUUUUGGUGCUUUGCUGGUCUUAUGCAGCGGUCUGUCGCUGUUUGUACGCCUACUGAUACUGAUAUGGAUAAAAAUUUGUGUUAUCUUCGCGAAUUGAUUAGGAUUAUUGUGCCUGAUUUUUACGCGCACUUGGAAAAACAUACUGAUGCUCUUGAACUUCUUUUUUGUCAUCGUUGGAUUUUAUUGUGCCUAAAAAGAGAAUUUCCAACGGAGAUGGCUCUAAUAAUGUGGGAAGCAUGCUGGGUUAAUUAUCUAACAGAUUACUUUCACCUAUUCCUCUGCCUGGCGAUAAUCUGUAUCUACGCCGACGACGUAAUAGCCCAAGAUUUACGUACUGACGAAAUGCUGCUCCACUUUAGCUCCCUGGCAAUGUACAUGGACGGGAACGUGAUACUACGCAAAGCCAGGGGAUUACUUUAUCAGUUUCGACAACUGGAUCGGUUACCAUGCACCUUGGCUGGUCUCUGCCGUCAAUGCGGCCCGGUCGCCGGAGCCACGAGGCCCGAAAUCCAGGGUAUACAAAUCAUCAAGAUGAGCAAAAGAGAAAGCACCCGUAAUGGCUAG